CGUUAUCUGGUACGGAGCGGGCGCGCUGCAGCUCAGCUCUGCUGCAUCUGUUAAGAAGUGUUUGUCACCGACGGCUCGUCAAAUCGUUGGAAUUUCUUGUACGUUCUGGAAAGUAUGGUGUUAGCGGACGUCCCUGCGCGUGCGCUCUGCCGCAGCUCUCGGGGGAGAUUGUCGGCUCAUAUAAGGGAAUGUCUCAGAAUUAUUCCUGGAAACGCUGACACAUCCACGUGCCACAUGGAGCAUCUCACGUAUAUAGAACACAUGAGUGGUAGAUCACAUCUUCCCUUAUCAGAAGGUCCGAAGAACCAUUACUUAUCCAUCUGCCUGAAGACACGUCGCAGGACAAGGAGUGAACCGGCCUCGGAGGGCAAUCCUCACAUGGCCUCUGCAACUGUCCCCAUCUCUUCUCCGCCUGGAUCCAUAGACACAAACCAACCCGGAUUCAAGAAGGAAAUCCUCAGGGUGAAGUUAGAAGGGAAGUACCUGUGCUCCGACUGCAAGAAUAUCCUGAGGAGGCCCUUCCAGGCCCAGUGCGGACAUCGCUACUGCUCCUUCUGUCUGAGAAACCUUAUCAGCUCCGGACCACAGAAGUGCGCAGCCUGCAUCCAGGAAGGUUUAUUCGAGGAAGGAGUCUCCAUUUUGGAAAGUACCACAGUAAGUGGCAGCAUGAACUGUUUUAUUGAACAGGUUUUUUCCUUCAGGUUUAGUAAUGUCUCUGUUCCGUUGCUCAUCCUCUCUCCUUUCAAUAUUCAGGCAUUUUCAGAUAACGCUGCCCGCCGGGAGGUGGAGGGUCUGCCCGCUGUCUGCCCCAUCAAUGGCUGUGACUGGAAGGGGACUAUCAAAGAGUAUGAGGCCCUUCAUGAAGGCAAGUGCCUGCACAUGCUGGUACCUUGUCCGGCGUGCAAGACGCUAAUCAGGGCGACUGAUCGAGAAUGGCACAAUGAGCGAGAAUGCCCCGAGCGCAAACUGAACUGCAGAUACUGCAAACUCUCCUUCUACUUCCCAGAAAUUAAGGCUCACGAUGAAAUCUGCCCCAAGUACCCAAUGACUUGUGACGGCUGCGGAAAGAAGAAGAUCCCCAGAGAAAAGUUCCAGGACCAUGUAAAGACAUGUGGCCGGUGCCGAGUACCAUGCCGCUAUCUAGUCGCCGGCUGCACAGAGAUGGUGGAAAAUGACAAGUGCUUAGAACACGAGAAUAAGUACUUGGCCGAACAUUUGGCGCAAGUGUGGGAGUACAUCCAGCCGCGCAGAAAGGAGCUGAGCGACAUCACUCAUCGUAUGGGAAUGAUCUCCGUGCAGGGCAUCCCCAACUCGCUCAGCAGCCUGUCCUCCGUGGCAUCAAUGGCGGCUGACGUCUCCAAGGCUCCUGACCUGCUGCGCCAGUUUGAAGUGGUGGACAAAAAGAGCGUGAUCCUAGAGAAUAUCGUAUGUGUCCUCAAUAAAGAGGUGGAGAGAUCGAGCAUGGCCUUGGAGGAGGCUAUAAGGCAGCGCAGGACGGACCAGGAGAAGAUCGACACCCUUAAUGCGAAGGUACGGCAGUUGGAGCGCACGCUGGGUCAGAAGGAAGUGCAGCUGGCAGAGCUGGAGACCCGGGUUCAGGAGGCGGAGCUGUCCACGUAUGACGGGAUAUUUAUCUGGAAAAUUACUGAUUUUGCAAAAAAACGUCAGGACGCCAUCGUGGGCCGAUGUCCGGCCAUGUUUUCUCCACCAUUUUACACCAGCAAAUACGGCUACAAGAUGUGCUUACGGAUCUAUCUGAAUGGAGACGGCACCGGGCGAGGAACUCACCUUUCCCUUUUCUUUGUGGUCAUGAAGGGGCCAAGUGAUGCUUUACUGCGGUGGCCAUUUAAUCAGAAGGUCACCUUGAUGUUGUUGGAUCAGAAUAACCGUGAACACGUCAUAGACGCCUUCCGGCCGGACAUCACGUCCUCGUCUUUCCAGAGGCCAGUAAGCGAGAUGAACAUCGCUAGCGGGUGUCCUCUCUUUUGUCCCCUCUCCAAGCUGGAUGGCAAAAAUUCUUACAUCCGGGAAGAUAACAUAUUCAUCAAAGUCAUUGUAGACCUCACUGGUCUCUAGAGCGAGAUGAAAUCCACGGAGGUGGAAUUAUUCCUUCUGUGUCAGUGAAAGCUCUGAAGCCGCUCUGUAGAGGAGAGCGACGACGCCAGCCAAGAGCAGCCUACAGUUAGGCCUCUUUCACACGGACGUUGCGGAAAAAUGUG
Messenger RNA from Bufo bufo (common toad), 2219 nucleotides. It is a transcript of the gene TRAF2, whose product is annotated as TNF receptor associated factor 2. Gene Ontology annotation, biological process: positive regulation of canonical NF-kappaB signal transduction; positive regulation of JNK cascade; regulation of apoptotic process. Gene Ontology annotation, molecular function: tumor necrosis factor receptor binding; ubiquitin-protein transferase activity; zinc ion binding. The transcript is spliced from 12 exons. The coding region runs from base 115 to 2076 and encodes 653 amino acids. Gene Ontology annotation, cellular component: cytosol; cytoplasmic side of plasma membrane; plasma membrane signaling receptor complex. NCBI's taxonomy places the organism in Eukaryota, Metazoa, Chordata, Amphibia, Anura, Bufonidae. The record is from RefSeq and is a predicted model, not a curated record.